Molecule: messenger RNA, 957 nt
Organism: Cyprinus carpio (common carp)
Lineage: Eukaryota; Metazoa; Chordata; Actinopteri; Cypriniformes; Cyprinidae
Product: synapse differentiation-inducing gene protein 1-like
Cellular component (GO): membrane
Source: RefSeq, a predicted model, not a curated record
CUUGCUGCUCCACCUCCAAUCCACCUCCCGUUCGAUUUCUAUAAAUCUCCACGUGACCAUAAAGAUCUAAGGUCUAUGACUGGAAGAACUUGAUUCCUCUGGGCUACAGAGUCCACAAAGGUGUGCCAUCUCUGUAAAUCACAAAAAAAGAUAAGACAAAAGGUUAAUCAAACAGAACAAUGGAGCCCCAAGAAGACUGGAAUACAUCAGAGAAAUCCAAGCUAUUGCAGCCUGGGCCGCAACCAUACCAGGACCAUCUUAGACAGCCUCCUCCAGGGAACUUUCAGAGCACUUCUGGCUAUCAAGGCCAACAGUAUGGAGCUCCAGGGCCGUACGGCCAAGGAGCAUAUCCAGGCCAUCCUGUGGUCACCGUGCAGCCUGCAGUUUAUGUGACCGCCACUCCACUGGUGUAUCCAGAGCCAGAUUACCUGGGCUACUCCAUCUUUACCAUGCUGUGCUGCUGCUUACCUCUGGGCAUCGCUGCACUGGUUUUCUCUAUCAACACUCGGAAUGCCAACAUGUCUGGACAACAACAAUUAGCAAAGAGAAACUCCAAAAUGGCGUUCACUCUUAACAAUACUGCUCUUGGUAUUGGCAUUGUCAUCGCUGUGCUGUAUAUCACUCUCAUCAUUGUCAACAAUAAAAACCAAACAGAUCCAUAAUUGUUUGAGACAUAAUAGUUGGACACCUGGAAUGGGACUAUCCAAAAAAUAGCAUUGCAUAAUGACACAAGUAUAAUUUUUAAUGAAUUAGUAUUUUCAUCUGAAUGACUGUGUCUGUUUGAUCUGUCUGGCUCAUCUCUAGUGAAAAUUUAUGUUACUAAAACUUGCUUUAAAGUUGAUUGUUAUAUGUUUCAAAACCAAGUAAACUGUGACUAUCAAUGUAGAAGUAUUGAUGUUUUUUUUUCUUCCUCUCUACCUGAUUAUGUAUUUAAUUAAAACUUUAAAUGACCAGUAA